AUGAAAGUUGUAAUGGAUAUUUUGAGUAUCUCAAUCAAAGCCAUGAAAAUUAUCAAAAUCGCUACUCGUACAAAAUACGACGACAUAGCUGAAAUAUUGACAAUACCACAGAAUCAAAUUCAACUUAUGACAGAUGAAGAACUGCAACAAAUAUUCUAA
Messenger RNA from Ambispora leptoticha, 159 nucleotides. The record is from the annotation of a GenBank genome assembly. Lineage: Eukaryota; Fungi; Glomeromycota; Glomeromycetes; Archaeosporales; Ambisporaceae.